This is a messenger RNA of Topomyia yanbarensis, 22134 nucleotides long. Its product is annotated as titin-like. Gene Ontology annotation, biological process: signal transduction. The transcript has 24 exons. The record is from RefSeq and is a predicted model, not a curated record. The coding region runs from base 1 to 22134 and encodes 7377 amino acids. Gene Ontology annotation, molecular function: protein binding. Lineage: Eukaryota; Metazoa; Arthropoda; Insecta; Diptera; Culicidae.
AUGCCCAUUCCUAACGGUAGUACAGAGCAACAGAAAGUAUCAGUGAUUUGUAUAGAGCCAGUUUUGUAUGCGUCUGUCGGCUACGGAACUUUAGCUGACUACGCGUUCCAGAGUUUCAAGACAUUAGUUUAUAGUCAGUCCUAUUCUCGUAACUUAGAAUUCAACAAGUACAAAUACCUCUUCCUCUGCUCUACGAUCAACGUCAAUGCGGUCGGUAUCGUCCGGGAAUCCAAGAAGCUGGCUCAACCAAUUGAUCCGGAUCUGACUGCGAAGCUGCUGGGCCGUGGUGUUGCUGUGUCUCCUGUCGUAACCGUAGAACCGCGCCGACGCAAAUUCCACAAGGCAAUCACCCUCAGCAUGCCGGCUCCCCGUGCCCACAGCCAAGGCAUGAUCAACCAGUACUCGGGCAGUGCUCCGACGCUACGGCUCCUGUGUUCCAUCACCGGUGGUACGACGCGCGCACAAUGGGAGGACGUUACGGGUUCCACUCCGCUAACCUUUGUGAAUGACUGCGUUUCGUUCACCACCACCGUUUCCGCCCGCUUCUGGCUUAUGGACUGUCGUAACAUAGCAGAUGCAACAAAGAUGGCAACCGAAUUAUACAAAGAAGCCAUACACGUACCGUUUAUGGCCAAAUUUGUCGUAUUCGCAAAACGCACCGAUCCGCUAGAGGCGCGCCUCCGUGUCUUCUGCAUGACAGACGACCGCGAAGACAAGACCCUGGAACAUCAGGAGCACUUCACCGAGGUGGCCAAGAGCCGCGAUGUCGAGGUAUUGGAGGACAAAUCGCAGUACAUCGAGCUGGCCGGUAAUCUGGUGCCGAUAACAAAAUCCGGUGAGCAGCUUAGUUUACCGUUCAAGGCAUUCCGAGAAAACCGUUUACCGUUCUCGGUCCGUGUGAAGGAUCAGCACGCGGAUAUCGUUGGUAGGACCCUCUUCAUGCGCGAACCGAAAAUUGCCAAGGGUGAACCACCACAGCAACCAAUCUGCAUCCUGAACAUCGUUCUACCAGAAACAAUAAUUCCCGACCAAGUGACCACCAUUGAAGACUCACAGGAUAUAGUAGUUCGCGUUGCACGAGCCGCCCGAGUAUCACCACGUGACCAAAACUAUCUAGGCGAACUGCGUGUCGUCGAUAUCUCAAACCUUCUCGGUGAAGACUGGAUCAAAUUAGCUCCCGAGAUUGGCGUCAACGAAAUGGACGUUGACAAUAUAAUUGCCCAGAACCCAACCAGCAGUGCUCAGCAAGCUCAGGCUAUGCUGAAAAUGUUCCAAUCGAGCGACCGAAAUGAUUUCAACAUUCUAGAAAAUGGUUUACGCACAAUUCAACGAGAUGAUAUUGUCGAUCGCUGCCUGCGAUCCUCCGCGACGAGCACCUCCACAACCACUACGGUGACGAUGCGUAACAAGACUGCAUUCUCGAUUAGUAAACGAAGUCACGACAUAAACAUCAUUUCCGAGCAGGAUUCCAUUGCCAAGUUGGUACAAAAAGAUGACAACCAAUAUGCCAAGGAGGAAUCCAGUAAGUACUCGGUAGAAGAGAAACAGGUCGACGAAUCUGAAGAAUCGGAAGAGGAGACCAUCAAGAGAACCGUAGCGGAGCGACGGAAACAGAUCGAGAAACGCUUGUCCGCGGAUCGCUCGAUUCCAGCAUCGACCCAGAAAAAAGAAAUCGUGGAAGAAAUAAUAACCAUCAAACGGGCUAGCGUGAUUGACGAUACGCGAGCGAAGCACGAAGAAGAAAUCCUUAUGCAAAAACCUAUCGACAACUCGUACAAAUCUUCGGUAAUACCGGAGCCUGUGGUGAAACUGAAAACAACCACCAUCAAGGACGGCACUGCCAUUGCGAAAGACGAAUUCGACCGGGAAUUACAAGACAAAUUCAAAUCCACCCUGAAAAAUGUGGAUGAAUUUGAGCACAAAUCCCAGGUGUUGACUAGCGAAAAAGUCGACACAUCCGCUAAAAUCGUCGAUGAAAUUGCGAAGAAAGAUGUGAAACCAGCGGUCCCGAAAGCUGCCGACCCGAAACCAAAAGACGACAAGAAAAAACCGGACACGGAUGACGAAUCUCCGAUAGCUAAGGAACGAGUUCCAGUUCCAACAAAGCGAACCAGUAUAUCGCGAGAGGACGUUUCGGACCAUGGAGUGGUGACGGAAUCGAUCAAAAAUGUUCACGACAAAAUAACGUCAUUCGAAACGAAAUCAACCGAAUCCAGCAAACGAACGUCGUGGACCAGCCAGGAUGUACUAGCCCAGGAGAAACAACUUGAAAAAGAUAUAAUGGCUCAAAAGCAGCAGUUCGACGAACUGGAAGAAAGACUACAAACGCAACAGAAGAAAAUUGUGGAUAGCGAAAAGGUCACCGAGAUAAAGGAGGACUGGGAUGAAGAGCGCGAGAUACUCGCACAGAAAGCCAGAUUAGAUAAGCAGGAAAAAAGUGAGCAUACUUACCAAGAAACCAAAUCCGAAUUACUCAGCAAGGUCGAGGAGACGAUGACCAACGUAACAUCGAAAACGCAAUCCUAUGCGGGAACCGUUCAACUGGAAGCAACCAAACUUGACUCCACAGGCGACCAUUUCCAUCAGGAAGUUCAGGAGUUUGCCGCGCAGAGCUCUCAAACGAAAACUUCCGUAGACAAAAAGGUUGACAAAACUAUAACGGAGAUGCGUGACUCAGAAGUGGUAUCCGAACUCAAAGAAUCUAGCCAGCAAAGCAAAGAAGCCGUCGAUAAAAGGGCAGAAGCAUUCGCCAAAGAAACCAUUACCAGUUCACAGGAACCGUCACCCAAGAUCCAGGAGGCGUUUACCAAGGAAAGCUUCGAAUGUGUUCGCGAGGAAACCGUCAGUCAAGACCGCAGCGGUAUGUUGAAGGAAUCGGCGGAGAAAACGAAAACCGAAAUCGAAACUGGUAUUCGACAGGGAGCCGAAGUAGUAGCGGAAAAAAUUUCUGAAAUAGGCGAAGAGUUUCGAAGAACUGAACAAACUGCGGCAGUUAAACCGGACGAGAAGCCGUCCGUAGUGGAGACUGUCACAAAGACGAUCACCCAGGAGGUUACUUCAAAGAUUCCGGUGUUUAGCAAGCGAGCUUCCCCGGAUGAAGGUCCGAAGCCGGAAGAACCCUCGAAACCGAAAGAACCAACCAAAGAGCAGAAAUCUGAAGACGUAGUGAAGCAGGUAGAUGCCGCAGCGUCGAAGAUUCCACGAUUCGAUAGUAACAAGACUACCCAUACUAAGGCAGAAGUGACAGCUGUUAAAUCGCCGGAAACGACCGUUAGGAAGUCACCGGAAACUGCCCCUAUCAAAUCACCGGAUGCUACGUCGGUGAAGUCACCAGAAUCUACCGCGGCCAAGUCAGUAUUAAUCAAGUCGCCUGUAACCGAUGCGACACAGUCGAAGAUACCCGUCUUCAAGGAUCGAAAAGUAUCCGAGCAGUUCUCGAGCGAUUCUUGCGAAACAGUCAUAGCGCCUAGAACGGUACGCAUUAAGGAUGCUUCGCUGAAGUCGGACAGCGACGAGCAGCCAAUGGAAGCGCUCGCUAGUGCUAUGGUUGAAACCGGGGAGAUCACUAGCAAGGAGGUCAAGGAGCUGUUGAGUUUUACCACGAUCGAUGAGACCGUACUGAACGAACUGAUCACUGAGGACGACCGAGCCGUCACCCCCGAUGAUUUUAUUGACGAGAUAAUUGAAGAAGCUCACGAUACGGUCCAACAAAUGCAGGAAGCAGAGAUAGCUGCGUACACGCUCAACUUGAGCAGAUCUGAAGACGAUAUUCAAGAAAAGUCACCUCACCCGAUUCCUGAGUAUGUGACCGAGCGUGAACUAGUUGACGAAGCGGAAGAAGAUGAACUGGAACACGCAAAGUGGCAAGACGAUGCCCACUCGCUGGUGCCGGACGAUGCCUCCACUACGGAUCUGGAGGCAUUCCGGGACUAUCACUGGUUGGACACGCCGGAUUCGGCAACCGCAACACCAAAUCUACCCUCCAAGAGUAGCCCGAAACAGUCCAUCCCGAGACAGGGGGUUGUUCUGGCUUCUACCGAAGAGUUCGACACAAUGAGCCUCCAAUCAUCCGAUAUUGGCGAUGAACGCAAGCUACCAUUACAAGACAGUGACGAAACGACUCCAGAAACACGUGCCUCCAAAGCACGUAAGGAGUUCAAUUUGGACCUGGACACUGACGCGACUACUCCAAAGAAAACAGAACGAAAGACUCGAUUCGAAACGCACUCAAAUCGGGGCACUUCGCCCAUGACGGACAUCGUCGAAUCACCGGACAGUGUACAUCACUAUGCAAGGGGGGAAUCGCCGGCUAUUAAGCUUGUUAUUGGACGCAAGGAAAUUAAAACUUCCGAUGCGUCGGCCAUCACCGAAAGUCGUUUAACAGUCUACGGUCAUAAGGACGUGGAAAUUUCCAUCAGUUCCCAAUCGACGAUCAGUUUGACUACUACAACUACUUCCAAAGAUGGCCGCGAAGUUAGCUCGGAAGUGGUCAGCAGCGGAACAUCGGCCAAAGAAUCCACUACGACCAAACGCUACAAACAGUUUAAACUCAUCGACGAUGACCAAGACUCAGAACCGGUUGACCGAAAGCGUGACGAUACAGUUUCAUUUUCGAAAAAGAAAAGCGUAUACUUGUUCGGAAGCUUCGACUCCAGCAGCGAAUCACCAAUAACCGAGGCAAGCGGAUCCGGCCAUGUAACCGAUACCGGCAUCUCCCUGACAAGAGGUUUUACCGAAACCAUGACAUCGCCGGGAAUCGUAUCGUCCUCUGAAGAUAAGAAUAAAAAAAUCAGCAUCGUUACCGAUACGGCCGUUGAUGUAGAAAUUGAAGAAUUAGAACUUACCGACGCUGGUCUAAGUCCAAUACUACCGGACGAAACGGAUGUUACAGUCGAUUUCCAAAUGGCAGAUGAAGACGUGCAUUACGCACACAUGGGAACAAGUCCAGUAGAUUUCGAGGAACAGUCUGUUUCUGCGGCAAUGGACACGUCGGAAGCAGCAACACUAACCGAUCGAGUAGAAACUAAAGAUGCUUCCAACAGUCCAUUAGAUACAAACAUAAUUUCAAUUCUGAAACGCGACUUGUCCAAAAUCACCGACGAAGAACUGUUAACCGGUCGUCGAGGCUCGGGAGACGUCAAAGCGAAGGUUAAAAUCUUAGAACAGAAUCAGAAAAUCCAAAGCGCACAAAGUUCACCCAAGAAGAAGGUUGAAUUCGAAGACUACCAAACCAAAAGCAUCGAGGUCCACGAAUCACCCAAGAAACAAAAAGUGGCUUCGGCUAAGAUAAGCGAACUGAAGAAACUGUUCGGUGAAGAACAGGAACCCGAAGAGUCAAACAUCAUGUCAGAAUCGAUUCCUCCAAUUCAGGAGGUCAUCAAGCAGCUAGAGAAGCGCAUCGCCGUUGAACACAUCGACAAAAAGAUACUCGAUCAGAUUGAUACAUCUGCCGUUCGAACACUGCCACCACCUGCCAUUAAGAAAGAAAUCCUUACCGAACGAGAUCUUUCCGACCUGGAAGCUCAAAUAAUUCCAACCGAAAAAAUUAGAUCAAUAGAAGACUCGCUACUUAUGGAUCACACUGACGAAGAGAUAAAACUAACGAAACUGGUUCGUGGCGUCCAACAGCUUGGACUGCAGGAACAACAUAAACGUCAUCUGGACGAAGAAAGUCAGGAAACGGAAACCAAAAUCAUGCUAGAUGAACCAGUUUGCGAGAAAUUAAUUUGUAAAAAAUACGUUCCCGGAUUGACGGAGGACGGAUCGGAAGAAUUCGAACAGAAACGUGCAAAUGAACUAAUUCAAAUGUUCGAAAGUAGACAACCUAAGGACGAAACACCGCCACGGAGUCCAAAAAAAAUACGCGUCAAAUCGGAUGAGGCAACGAGAGCGAUCAUGUCGGCGAUCGAAGUUGAGAAAACAAUUCACAGUCGCUCCAUAAUUACCGAAACCGACGAAGCGCGAAAAGAUCGUCAGAUCAUUGAACUAGAACAUCUGGAGACCGAAUCGCGAUCAAUUGGGAAGGUGAUUAUCAAAUCCGAAACAGUUAGUAUGAAGGAUGAUGCAGUCCAGCUAAAGGGAGAAAGUGAAUCGAAAAUCGUUGCGCAAUACGAAGAAAAGCUCAGACAAGGUGAAAUUUCGAAACUAGAUCAUAGUUUGCUCCAAAUGUUCGACAAAAACAAACAAAUUGGUAUGCGUAUGGAAAAAAUAAUAAAACAAGAAAUGAUUUCCAAACACGAUAAAGACGAGACAGAUAAAAUUUAUGCUAGAACGAAGAGAGAAGUGCUGCAGUAUUCACCAGAAGAACUACAAAAAUCAGUUGCUGACAUCAAGGCACGAUUUGACCGACUUCGACAGGAAGACUCAACAGAACAAACAUUACAAAUACCUAAAAGAACGAAACCAAAACAAACUGAAAUGAAAUCAACCUAUGAAAAAAUUAAACCAAGACUCGACAUGGGUGACGAAAAAUCUAAACAUGACGACGAAAUACUCAAACAAGAAAAAUCUGAAGUUGAGAUAGUAGAACAAGAAAUCAAACCGAUCGAAGAUAAGGCACCUGCUUUACGGGUGAUUGAAAUAACAACUGAAGAAGCAGAAGCUAAGGUAGUAGAACAAGAAAUAACGACUGAGACCAAACAAGUCAAGAAACUAGUUGAGGAGAAAUUCGUUUCUCUAGCUGUUGAAACCAAGCCGGUCGAAGCUGAGAAACCAGUUUCGCCUGUGAUUGAAGCCACGGCUGAAGAACCAGACGCAAAGAAACCAGUUUCGCCUGUCACUGAAGCCACGGCUGAAGAAGCGGAAGCUAAGGUAGUAGGGCAAGAAAUCACGACUGAGACCAAACAAAACGAGAAACUAGUUGACGAGAAGGCCGCUUCUCCAGCUGUUGAAACCAAGCCGGUCGAAGCUGAGAAACUCGUUUCGCCUGUGACUGAAGCCACGGUUGAAGACGCAGAAACUAAGAAACCAGUUUCGCCUGUGACUGAAGCCACAAUUGAAGACGCGGAAGCUAAGGUAGUAGAGCAAGAAAUCACGACUGAGACGAAACCAGACGAGAAACUAGUUGAGGAGAAGGCUGUUUCUCCAGCUAUUGAAACCAAGCCGGUCGAAGCUGAGAAAUCAGUUUCGCCUGUGACUGAAGUGCCUACUGAAGAAGCAGAAGCUAAGGUAGUAGAGCAAGAAAUCACGACUGAGACGAAACAAGCUGAGAAACCAGUUUCGCCUGUGACUGAAGCCACAAUUGAAGACGCGGAAGCUAAGGUAGUAGAGCUAGAAAUCACGACUGAGACCAAACAAGACGAGAAACUAGUUGACGAGAAGGCCGCUUCUCCAGCUGUCGAAACCAAGUUGGUCGAAGCUGAGAAACCAGUUUCGCCUGUGACUGAAGCCACGGCAGAAGAAGCGGAAGCUAAGAAACCAGUUUCACCUGUGAUUGAAGUGACUACUGAAGAAGCAGAAGCUAAGGUAGUAGAGCCAGAAAUCACGAUUGAAACCAAACAAGUCGAGAAACUAGUUGAGGAGAAGGCUGUUUCUCCAGCUGUUGAAACCAAGCAGGUCGAAGCUGAGAAACCAGUUUCGCCUGUGACUGAAGUGACUACUGAAGAAGCAGAAGCUAAGGUAGUAGAGCCAGAAAUCACGACUGAGACUAAGAAAGUCGAAAAACUAGUUGAGGAGAAGGCCGUUUCUCCAGCUGUUGAAACCAAGCCGAUCGAAGCUGAGAAACCAGUUUCGCCUGUGACUGAAGCCACGGCUAAAGACGCGGAAGCUAAGGUAGAAGAGCAAGAAAUCACGACUGAGACUAAACAAGUCGAGAAACUAGCUGAGGGGAAGGCCGUUUCUUCAGUUGUUGAAACCAAGCCGGUCGAAGCCGAGAAACCAGUUUCACCUGUGACUGAAGCAGCAGAAGCUAAGCCGGUCGAAGCUGAGAAACCAGUUCCGCCUGUGGCUGAAGCCACUGUUAAAGACGCAGAAGGUAAGGUAGUAGAGCAAGAAAUCACGAUUGAGACCAAACAAGUCGAGAAACUAGUUGAGGAGAAGGCCGUUUCUCCAGCUGUUGAAGCCAAGCCGGUCGAAGCAGACAAACCAGUUUCGGCUGUGACUGAAGCCACGGCAGAAGAAGCGGAAGCUAAGCCGGUCGAAGCUGACAAACCAGUUUCGCCUGUGACUGAAGCCACGGCAGAAGAAGCGGAAGCUAAGGUAGUCGAGCAAGAAAUCACGACUGAGACCAAACCAGACGAGAAACUAGUUGACGAGAAGGCUGCUUCUCCAGCUGUCGAAACCAAGCCGGUCGAAGCUGACAAACCAGUUUCGCCUGUGACUGAAGCCACGGCAGAAGAAGCGGAAGCUAAGAAACCAGUUUCACCUGUGACUGAAGAAGCAGAAGCUAAGGUAGUAGAGCAAGAAAUCACGACUGAGACCAAACAAGUCGAGAAACUAGUUGAAGGGAAGGCCGUCUCUCCAGUUGUUGAAACCAAGCCGGUCGAAGCUGAGAAACAAGUUUCGCCUGUGACUGAAGUGACUACUGAAGAAGCAAAAGUUAAAGUAGUAGAGCAAGAAAUCACGAAAGAGACCAAACAAGACGAGAAACCAGUUGACGAGAAGGCCGCUUCUCCAGCUGUCGAAACCAAGCCGGUCGAAACUGACAAACCAGUUUCGCCUGCGACUGAAGCCACGGCAGAAGAAGCGGAAGCUAAGGUAGUCGAGCAAGAAAUCACGACUGAGACCAAACAAGACGAAAAACUAGUUGAGGGGAAGACCGAUUCCUCAAUUGUUGAAACCAAGCCGGUCGAAGCUGAGAAACCAGUUUCGCCUGUUACUAAAGCCACGGCUGAAGAAGCGGAAGCUAAGGUAGUAGAGCAAAAAAUCACGACUGAGACCAAAGAAGUCGAGAAACCAGUUGAGGAGAAGGCUGUUUCUCCAGCUAUUGAAGCCAAGCCAGUCGAAGCUGAGAAACCAGUUUCGCCUGUGACUGAAGCCACGGUUGAAGACGCAGAAGCUAAGAAACCAGUUUCGCCUGUGACUGAAGCCACGGUUGAAGACGCAGAAGCUAAGGUAGUAGAGCAAGAAAUCACGACUGAGACCAAACAAGACGAGAAACUAGUUGAGGGGAAGGCCGUUUCCUCAAUUGUUGAAACCAAGCCGGUCGAACCUGAGAAACCAGUUUCACCUGUGACUGAAGAAGCAGAAGCUAAGGUAGUAGAGCAAGAAAUCACGACUGAGACCAAACAAGUCGAGAAACUAGUUGAAGGGAAGGCUGUUUCUCCAGUUGUUGAAACCAAGCCGAUCGAAGCUGAGAAACCAGUUUCACCUGUGACUGAAGAAGUAGAAGCUAAGGCUGUUUCUCCAGCUGUUAGAGCCAAGCCGGUCGAAGCUGAGAAACCAGUUUUACCUGUGACUGAAGCCACAGUUGAAGACGCGGAAGCUAAGGUAGUAGAGCAAGAAAUCACGACUGAGACCAAACAAGACGAGAAACUAGUUGAGGGGAAGGCCGUUUCCUCAAUUGUUGAAACCAAGCCGGUCGAACCUGAGAAACCAGUUUCACCUGUGACUGAAGAAGCAGAAGCUAAGGUAGUAGAGCAAGAAAUCACGACUGAGACCAAACAAGUCGAGAAACUAGUUGAAGGGAAGGCUGUUUCUCCAGUUGUUGAAACCAAGCCGAUCGAAGCUGAGAAACCAGUUUCACCUGUGACUGAAGAAGUAGAAGCUAAGGUAGUAAAGCAAGAAAUCACGACUGAGACCAAACAAAUCGAGAAACUAGUUGAGGGGAAGGCCGUUUCUCCAGUCGUUGAAACCAAGCCGGUCGAAGCUGAGAAACCAGUUUCACCUGUGACUGAAGCCACGGAUCAAGACGCAGAAGCUAAGAAACCAGUUUCACCUGUGACUGAAACGACAGUUGAAGACGCGGAAGCUAAGGUAGUAGAGCAAGAAAUCACGACUGAGACCAAACAAGACGAGAAACCAGUUGAAGGGAAGGCCGUUUCUCCAGCCGUUGAAGCCAAGCCGGUCGAAGCUGAGAAACCAGUUUCACCUGUGACUGAAGAAGUAGAAGCUAAGGUAGUAAAGCAAGAAAUCUCGACUGAGACCAAACAAGACGAGAAACUAGUUGAGGAGAAGGCUGUUUCUUCAGCUGUUGAAACCAAGUCGGUCGAAGCUGAGAAACCAGUUUCACCUGUAACUGAAGCCACGGCUGAAGAAGUGGAAGCUAAGGAGAAGGCCGUUUCUCCAGCUGUUGAAGCCAAGCCGGUCGAAGCUGAGAAACCAGUUUCACCUGUGACUGAAGAAGUAGAAGCAAAGGUACUAGAGCAAGAAAUCACGACUGAGACCAAACAAGACGAGAAACUAGUUGAGGAGAAGGCCGUUUCUCCAGCUGUUGAAACCAAGCCGGUCGAAGCUGAGAAACCAGUUUCGCCUGUGACUGAAGCCACGGCUGAAGAAGUGGAAGCUAAGGUAGUAGAGCAAGAAAUCACGACUGAGACCAAACAAGUCGAGAAACUAGUUGAGGAGAAAGCCGUUUCUCCAGCUGUUGAAGCCAAGCCGGUCGAAGCUGAGAAACCAGUUUCGCCUGCGACUGAAGCCACGGCUGAAGAAGUGGAAGCUAAGGUAGUAGAGCAAGAAAUCACGACUGAGACCAAACAAGUCGAGAAACUAGUUGAGGAGAAGGCCGUUUCUCCAGCUGUUGAAGCCAAGCCGGUCGAAGCUGAGAAACCAGUUUCACCUGUGACUGAACAAGUAGAAGCAAAGGUACUAGAGCAAGAAAUCACGACUGAGACCAAACAAGACGAGAAACUAGUUGAGGAGAAGGCCGUUUCUCCAGCUGUUGAAACCAAGCCGGUCGAAGCUGAGAAACCAGUUUCGCCUGUGACUGAAGCCACGGCUGAAGAAGUGGAAGCUAAGGUAGUAGAGCAAGAAAUCACGACUGAGACCAAACAAGUCGAGAAACUAAUUGAGGAGAAGGCUGUUUCUCCAGCUGUUGAAGCCAAACCGGUCGAAGCUGAGAAACCAGUUUCACCUGUGACUGAAGCAGUAGAAGCUAAGGUAGUAAAGCAAGAAAUCACGACUGAGACCAAACAAGACGAGAAACUAGUUGAGGAGACGGCCGUUUCUCCAACUGUUGAAGCCAAGCCGGUCGAAGCUGAGAAACCAGUUUCACCUGUGACUGAAGAAGUAGAAGCUAAGGUAGUAAAGCAAGAAAUCACGACUGAGACCAAACAAGUCGAGAAACUAGUUGAGGAGAAGGCCGUUUCUCCAGCUGUUGAAGCCAAGCCGGUCGAAGCUGAGAAACCAGUUUCACCUGUGACUGAAGAAGUAGAAGCUAAGGUAGUAAAGCAAGAAAUCACGACUGAGACCAAACAAGUCGAGAAACUAGUUGAGGAGAAGGCCGUUUCUCCAGCUAUUGAAGCCAAGCCGGUCGAAGCUGAGAAACCAGUUUCACCUGUGACUGAAGAAGCAGAAGCAAAGGUACUAAAGCAAGAAAUCACGACUGAGACCAAACAAGACGAGAAACUAGUUGAGGAGAAGGCCGUUUCUCCAGCUGUUGAAUCCAAGCCGGUCGAAGCUGAGAAACCAGUUUCGCCUGUGACUGAAGCCACGGCUGAAGAAGUGGAAGCUAAGGUAGUAGAGCAAGAAAUCACGACUGAGACCAAACAAGUCGAGAAACUAGUUGAGGAGAAGGCUGUUUCUCCAGCUGUUGAAACCAAGCCGGUCGAAGCUGAGAAACCAGUUUCGCCUGCGACUGAAGCCACGGCUGAAGAAGUGGAAGCUAAGGUAGUAGAGCAAGAAAUCACGACUGAGACCAAACAAGUCGAGAAACUAGUUGAGGAGAAGGCUGUUUCUCCAACUGUUGAAGCCAAGCCGGUCGAAGCUGAGAAACCAGUUUCACCUGUGACUGAAGAAGUAGAAGCUAAGGUAGUAAAGCAAGAAAUCACGACUGAGACCAAACAAGUCGAGAAACUAGUUGAGGAGAAGGCCGUUUCUCCAGCUGUUGAAGCCAAGCCGGUCGAAGCUGAGAAACCAGUUUCACCUGUGACUGAAGAAGUAGAAGCUAAGGUAGUAAAGCAAGAAAUCACGACUGAGACCAAACAAGUCGAGAAACUAGUUGAGGAGAAGGCCGUUUCUCCAGCUAUUGAAGCCAAGCCGGUCGAAGCUGAGAAACCAGUUUCACCUGUGACUGAAGAAGCAGAAGCAAAGGUACUAAAGCAAGAAAUCACGACUGAGACCAAACAAGACGAGAAACUAGUUGAGGAGAAGGCCGUUUCUCCAGCUGUUGAAUCCAAGCCGGUCGAAGCUGAGAAACCAGUUUCGCCUGUGACUGAAGCCACGGCUGAAGAAGUGGAAGCUAAGGUAGUAGAGCAAGAAAUCACGACUGAGACCAAACAAGUCGAGAAACUAGUUGAGGAGAAGGCCGUUUCUCCAGCUGUUGAAGCCAAGCCGGUCGAAGCUGAGAAACCAGUUUCACCUGUGACUGAAGAAGUAGAAGCUAAGGUAGUAGAGCAAGAAAUCACGACUGAGACCAAACAAGUCGAGAAACUAGUUGAGGAGAAGGCCGUUUCUCCAGCUGUUGAAGCCAAGCCGGUCGAAGCUGAGAAACCAGUUUCGCCUGUGACUGAAGCCACGGCUGAAGAAGUAGAAGCUAAGGUAGUAGAGCAAGAAAUCACGACUGAGACCAAACAAGUCGAGAAACUAGUUGAGGAGAAGGCCGUUUCUCCAGCUGUUGAAGCCAAGCCGUUCGAAGCUGAGAAACCAGUUUCACCUGUGACUGAAGAAGUAGAAGCUAAGGUAGUAAAGCAAGAAAUCACGACUGAGACCAAACAAGUCGAGAAACUAGUUGAGGAGAAGGCCGUUUCUCCAGCUGUUGAAGCCAAGCCGGUCGAAGCUGAGAAACCAGUUUCACCUGUGACUGAACAAGUAGAAGCAAAGGUACUAGAGCAAGAAAUCACGACUGAGACCAAACAAGACGAGAAACUAGUUGAGGAGAAGGCCGUUUCUCCAGCUGUUGAAACCAAGCCGGUCGAAGCUGAGAAACCAGUUUCGCCUGUGACUGAAGCCACGGCUGAAGAAGUGGAAGCUAAGGUAGUAGAGCAAGAAAUCACGACUGAGACCAAACAAGUCGAGAAACUAAUUGAGGAGAAGGCUGUUUCUCCAGCUGUUGAAGCCAAACCGGUCGAAGCUGAGAAACCAGUUUCACCUGUGACUGAAGCAGUAGAAGCUAAGGUAGUAAAGCAAGAAAUCACGACUGAGACCAAACAAGACGAGAAACUAGUUGAGGAGACGGCCGUUUCUCCAACUGUUGAAGCCAAGCCGGUCGAAGCUGAGAAACCAGUUUCACCUGUGACUGAAGAAGUAGAAGCUAAGGUAGUAAAGCAAGAAAUCACGACUGAGACCAAACAAGUCGAGAAACUAGUUGAGGAGAAGGCCGUUUCUCCAGCUGUUGAAGCCAAGCCGGUCGAAGCUGAGAAACCAGUUUCACCUGUGACUGAAGAAGUAGAAGCUAAGGUAGUAAAGCAAGAAAUCACGACUGAGACCAAACAAGUCGAGAAACUAGUUGAGGAGAAGGCCGUUUCUCCAGCUAUUGAAGCCAAGCCGGUCGAAGCUGAGAAACCAGUUUCACCUGUGACUGAAGAAGCAGAAGCAAAGGUACUAAAGCAAGAAAUCACGACUGAGACCAAACAAGACGAGAAACUAGUUGAGGAGAAGGCCGUUUCUCCAGCUGUUGAAUCCAAGCCGGUCGAAGCUGAGAAACCAGUUUCGCCUGUGACUGAAGCCACGGCUGAAGAAGUGGAAGCUAAGGUAGUAGAGCAAGAAAUCACGACUGAGACCAAACAAGUCGAGAAACUAGUUGAGGAGAAGGCUGUUUCUCCAGCUGUUGAAACCAAGCCGGUCGAAGCUGAGAAACCAGUUUCACCUGUGACUGAAGAAGUAGAAGCUAAGGUACUAAAGCGAGAAAUCACGACUGAGACCAAACAAGACGAGAAGCUAGUUGAGGAGAAGGCUGGUUCUCCAGCUGUUGAAACCAAGCCGGUCGCAGCUGAGAAACCAAUUUCACCUGCGACUGAAGCCACGGUUGAAGACGCAGAAGCUAAGGUAGUAGAGCAAGAAAUCACGACUGAGACCAAACAAGUCGAGAAACUAGUUGAGGAGAAGGCCGUUUCUGCAGCUGUUGAAACCAAGCCGGUCGAAGCUGAGAAACCAGUUUCGCCUGUGACUGAAGCCACGGCUGAAGAAGCAGAAGACCAAGAAAUCACGACUGAGACCAAACAAGACAAGAAACUAGUUGAGGAGAAGGCCGUUUCUCCAGCUGUUGAAACCAAGCCGGUCGAAGCUGUGAAACCAGUUUCGCCUGUAACUGAAGCCAAGGCUGAAGAAGCAGAAGCAAAAUUAGUGGAACAAAAAAUCACGAGUGAGACCAAACAAGACGAGAAACUAGUUGAGGAGAAGGCCGUUUCUCAAGCUGUUGAAGGCAAGCCGGUCGAAGCUGAGAAACCAGUUUCGCCUGUGACUGAAGCCACGGCUGAAGAAGCAGAAGCAAAGCUGGAAGAGCAAGAAAUCACGACUGAGACCAAACAAGACGAGAAACUAGUUGAGGAGAAGGCCGUUUCUCCAGCUGUUGAAACCAAGCCGGUCGAAGCUGAGAAACCAGUUUCGCCUGUGACUGAAACCACGGCUGAAGAAGCAGAAGCAAAGGUACUAGAGCAAGAAAUCACGACUGAGACCGAACGAGACGAGAAACUAGUUGAGGGGAAGGCCGUUUCUCCAGCUGUAGAAACCAAAUCGGUCGAAGCUGAGAAACCAGUUUCGCCCGUUACUGAAGCCACGGCUGCAGAAGCAGAAGCAAAGGAAAUCACGACUGAGGCUAAACAAGACGAGGAUAUAGUUGAGGAGAAGGCUGUUUCUCCAGCUGUGGAAACCAAGCCGGUCGAAGCUGAGAAACCAGUUUCGCCUGUGACUGAAGUCCCGACCGAAGAAACAAAGGCUAAGGUAACCGAGCAAGAAAUCACGACUGAGACUAAACAAGACGAGAAACUAGUUGAGGAGAAGGCCGUUUCUGCAGCUGUUGAAACCAAGCCGGUCGAAGCUGAGAAACCAGUUUCGCCUGUGACUGAAGUCACGGCUGAAGAAGCAGAAGCAAAGUUAGUAGAGCAAGAAAUCACGACUGAGACCAAACAAGACGAGAAACUAGUUGAGGAGAAGGCCGUUUCUCCAGCUGUUGAAAGCAAGCCGGUCGAAGCUGAGAAACCAGUUUCACCUGUGACUGAAGAAGUAGGAGCUAAGGUAGUAAAGCAAGAAAUCACGACUGAGACCAAACAAAACAAGAAACUAGUUGAGGAAAAGGCCGUUUCUCCAGCUGUUGAAACCAAGCCGGUCGAAGCUGUGAAACCAGUUUCGCCUGUGACUGAAGCAACGGCUGAAGAAGCAGAAGCAAAGUUAGUAGAACAAGAAAUCACGACUGAGACCAAACAAGACGAAAAACUAGUUGAGGAGAAGGCCGUUUCUCCAGCUGUUGAAACCAAGCCGGUCGAAGCUGAGAAACCAGUUUCGCCUGUGACUGAAGUCACGGCUGAAGAAGCAGAAGCAAAGCUGGAAGAGCAAGAAAUCAUGACUGAGACCAAACAAGACAAGAAACUAGUUGAGGAGAAGGCUGUUUCUCCAGCUGUUGAAACCAAGCCGGUCGAAGCUGAGAAACCAGUUUCACCUGUGACUGAAGAAGUAGAAGCUAAGGUAGUAGAGCAAGAAAUCACGACUGAGACCAAACAAGACGAGAAACUAGUCGAGGAGAAGGCUGUUUCUCCAGCUGUUGAAGCCAAGUCGGUCGAAGCUGAGAAACCAGUUUCGCCUGUGACUGAAGUCACGACUGAAGAAGCAGAAGCAAAGCUGGAAGAGCAAGAAAUCACAACUGAGACCAAACAAGACAAGAAACUAGUCGAGGAGAAGGCUGUUUCUCCAGCUGUUGAAACCAAGCCGGUUGAAGCUGUGAAACUAGUUUCGCCUGUAACUGAAGCAACGGCUGAAGAAGCAGAAGCAAAGUUAGUGGAACAAGAAAUCACGACUGAGACCAAACAACACGAGAAACUAGUUGAGGAGAAGGCCGUUUCUCCAGCUGUUGAAGGCAAGCCGGUCGAAGCUGAGAAACCAGUUUCGCCUGUGACUGAAGCCACGGCUGAAGAAGCAGAAGAACAAGAAAUCACGACUGAGACCAAACAAGACGAGAAACUAGUCGAGGAGAAGGCUGUUUCUCCAGCUGUUGAAGCCAAGUCGGUCGAAGCUGAGAAACCAGUUUCGCCUGUAACUGAAGCAACGGCUGAAGAAGCAGAAGCAAAGUUAGUAGAACAAGAAAUCAUGACUGAGACCAAACAAGACGAGAAACUAGUUGAGAAGGCCGUUUCUCCAGCUGUUGAAGGCAAGCCGGUCGAAGCUGUGAAACUAGUUUCGCCUGUAACUGAAGCCACGGAUGCAGAAGCAGAAGCAAAGGAAAUCACGACUGAGGCUAAACAAGACGAGAAACUAGUUGAGGAGAAGGCCGUUUCUCCAGCUGUUGAAACCAAGCCGGUCGAAGCUGUGAAACCAGUUUCACCUGUAACUGAAGCAACGGCUGAAGAAGCAGAAGCAAAGUUAGUAGAACAAGAAAUCAUGAGUGAGACCAAACAAGACGAGAAACUAGUUGAGAAGGCCGUUUCUCCAGCUGUUGAAGCCAAGCCGGUCGAAGCUGUGAAACUAGUUUCGCCUGUAACUGAAGCUACGGCUGCAGAAGCAGAAGCAAAGGAAAUCACGACUGAGGCUAAACAAGACGAGAAACUAGUUGAGGAGAAGGAGGUUUCUCCAGCUGUGGAAACCAAGCCGGUCGAAGCUGAGAAACCGGUUUCCCCUGUGACUGAAGUUACGAUUGAAGAAGCAGAAGCAAAGGUGCUAGAGCAAGAAAUCACGACUGAGACCAAACAAAACGAGAAACUAGUUGAGGAGAAGGCCGUUUCUCCAGCUGUUGAAACCAAGCCGGUCGAAGCUGUGAAACUAGUUUCGCCUGUAACUGAAGCAACGGCUGAAGAAGCAGAAGCAAAAUUAGUAGAACAAGAAAUCACGACUGAGACCAAACAAGACGAGAAACUAGUUGAGGAGAAGGCUGUUUCUCCAGCUGUUGAAGCCAAGCCGGUCGAAGUUGAGAAACCAGUUUCGCCUGUGACUGAAACCACGGCUGAAGAAGCAGAAGCAAAGAUAGUAGAGCAAGAAAUCACGACUGAGACCAAACAAGACGAGAAACUAGUUGAGGAGAAGGCCAUUUCUCCAGCUGUUGAAACCAAGCCGGUCGAAGCUGAGAAACCUGUUUCGCCUGUAACUGAAGCAACGGCUGAAGCAGCAGAAGCAAAGAUAGUAGAACAAGAAAUCACGACUGAGACCAAACAAGACGAGAAACUAGUUGAGGAGAAGGCGGUUUCUCCAGCUGUUGAAACCAAGCCGGUCGAAGCUGAGAAACCAGUUUCGCCUGUGACUGAAGCCACGGCUGAAGAAGCAGAAGAACAAGAAAUCACGACUGAGACCAAACAAGACAAGAAACUAGUUGAGGAGAAGGCCGUUUCUCCAGCUGUUGAAACCAAGCCGGUCGAAGCUGUGAAACCAGUUUCGCCUGUAACUGAAGCCACGACUGAAGAAGCAGAAGCAAAGUUAGUGGAACAAAAAAUCACGAGUGAGACCAAACAAGACAAGAAACUAGUUGAGGAGAAGGCCAUUUCUCCAGCUGUUGAAACCAAGCCGGUCGAAGCUGAGAAACCAGUUUCGCCUGUGACUGAAACCACGGCUGAAGAAGCAGAAGCAAAGAUAGUAGAGCAAGAAAUCACGACUGAGACCAAACAAGACAAGAAACUAGUUGAGGAGAAGGCCAUUUCUCCAGCUGUUGAAACCAAGCCGGUCGAAGCUGAGAAACCAGUUUCGCCUGUGACUGAAGCCACGGCUGAAGAAGCAGAAGCAAAGCUGGAAGAGCAAGAAAUCACGACUGAGACCAAACAAGACGAGAAACUAGUUGAGGAGAAGGCCGUUUCUCCAGCUGUUGAAACCAAGCCGGUCGAAGCUGAGAAACCAGUUUCGCCUGUGACUGAAACCAUGGCUGAAGAAGCAGAAGAAAAGGUACUAGAGCAAGAAAACACGACUGAGACCAAACAAGACGAGAAACUAGUUGAGGAGAAGGCCGUUUCUCCAGCUGUUGAAGGCAAGCCGGUCGAAGCUGAGAAACCAGUUUCACCUGUGACUGAAGUCACGGCUGAAGAAGCAGAAGCAAAGCUGGAAGAGCAAGAAAUCACGACUGAGACCAAACAAGACGAAAAACUAGUUGAGGAGAAGGCCGUUUCUCCAGCUGUUGAAACCAAGCCGGUCGAAGCUGAGAAACCAGUUUCGCCUGUGACUGAAACCACGGCUGAAGAAGCAGAAGCAAAGGUACUAGAGCAAGAAAUCACGACUGAUACCGAACGAGACGAGAAACUAGUUGAGGAGAAGGCCGUUUCUCCAGCUGUAGAAACCAAAUCGGUCGAAGCUGAGAAACCAGUUUCGCCCGUUACUGAAGCCACGGCUGCAGAAGCAGAAGCAAAGGAAAUCACGACUGAGGCUAAACAAGACGAGGAUAUAGUUGAGGAGAAGGCUGUUUCUCCAGCUGUGGAAACCAAGCCGGUCGAAGCUGAGAAACCAGUUUCGCCUGUGACUGAAGUCCCGACCGAAGAAACAAAGGCUAAGGUAACCGAGCAAGAAAUCACGACUGAGACCAAACAAGACGAGAAACUAGUUGAGGAGAAGGCCGUUUCUGCAGCUGUUGAAACCAAGCUGGUCGAAGCUGAGAAACCAGUUUCGCCUGUGACUGAAGUCACGGCUGAAGAAGCAGAAGCAAAGUUAGUAGAGCAAGAAAUCACGACUGAGACCAAACAAGACGAGAAACUAGUUGAGGAGAAGGCCGUUUCUCCAGCUGUUGAAGGCAAGCCGGUCGAAGCUGAGAAACCAGUUUCACCUGUGACUGAAGAAGUAGGAGCUAAGGUAGUAAAGCAAGAAAUCACGACUGAGACCAAACAAAACAAGAAACUAGUUGAGGAAAAGGCCGUUUCUCCAGCUGUUGAAACCAAGCCGGUCGAAGCUGAGAAACCAGUUUCGCCUGUGACUGAAGUCACGGCUGAAAAAGCAGAAGCAAAGCUGGAAGAGCAAGAAAUCACGACUGAGACCAAACAAGACAAGAAACUAGUUGAGGAGAAGGCUGUUUCUCCAGCUGUUGAAACCAAGCCGGUCGAAGCUGAGAAACCAGUUUCACCUGUGACUGAAGAAGUAGAAGCUAAGGUAGUAGAGCAAGAAAUCACGACUGAGACCAAACAAGACGAAAAACUAGUUGAAGAGAAGCCUGUUUCUCCAGCUGUUGAAGCCAAGCCGGUCGAAGCUGAGAAACCAGUUUCGCCUGUGACUGAAGUCACGGCUGAAAAAGCAGAAGCAAAGCUGGAAGAGCAAGAAAUCACGACUGAGACCAAACAAGACAAGAAACUAGUUGAGGAGAAGGCUGUUUCUCCAGCUGUUGAAACCAAGCCGGUCGAAGCUGAGAAACCAGUUUCACCUGUGACUGAAGAAGUAGAAGCUAAGGUAGUAGAGCAAGAAAUCACGACUGAGACCAAACAAGACGAAAAACUAGUUGAAGAGAAGCCUGUUUCUCCAGCUGUUGAAGCCAAGCCGGUCGAAGCUGAGAAACCAGUUUCGCCUGUGACUGAAGCCACGGCUGAAGAAGCAGAAGAACAAGAAAUCACGACUGAGACCAAACAAGACGAGAAACUAGUUGAGGAGAAGGCUGUUUCUCCAGCUGUUGAAACCAAGCCGGUUGAAGCUGUGAAAACAGUUUCGCCUGUAACUGAAGCAACGGCUGAAGAAGCAGAAGCAAAGUUAGUGGAACAAGAAAUCACGACUGAGACCAAACAACACGAGAAACUAGUUGAGGAGAAGGCCGUUUCUCCAGCUGUUGAAGGCAAGCCGGUCGAAGCUGAGAAACCAGUUUCGCCUGUGACUGAAGCCACGGCUGAAAAAUCAGAAGAACAAGAAAUCACGACUGAGACCAAACAAGACAAGAAACUAGUUGAGGAGAAGGCUGUUUCUCCAGCUGUUGAAGGCAAGCCGGUCGAAGCUGAGAAACCAGUUUCGCCUGUGACUGAAGUCACGACCGAAGAAGCAGAAGCAAAGGAAAUCACGACUGAGGCUAAACAAGACGAGAAACUAGUUGAGGAGAAGGCCGUUUCUCCAGCUGUUGAAACCAAGCCGGUCGAAGCUGUGAAACCAGUUUCACCUGUAACUGAAGCAACGGCUGAAGAAGCAGAAGCAAAGUUAGUAGAACAAGAAAUCAUGACUGAGACCAAACAAGACGAGAAACUAGUUGAGAAGGCCGUUUCUCCAGCUGUUGAAGCCAAGCCGGUCGAAGCUGAGAAACCAGUUUCGCCUGUGACUGAAACCACGGCUGAAGAAGCAGAAGCAAAGAUAGUGGAGCAAGAAAUCACGACUGAGACCAAACAAGACGAGAAACUAGUUGAGGAGAAGGCCGUUUCUCCAGCUGUUGAAACCAAGCCGGUCGAAGCUGAGAAACCAGUUUCGCCUGUGACUGAAACCACGGCUGAAGAAGCAGAAGCAAAGAUAGUGGAGCAAGAAAUCACGACUGAGACCAAACAAGACGAGAAACUAGUUGAGGAGAAGGAGGUUUCUCCAGCUGUGGAAACCAAGCCGGUCGAAGCUGAGAAACCGGUUUCCCCUGUGACUGAAGUUACGAUUGAAGAAGCAGAAGCAAAGGUACUAGAGCAAGAAAUCACGACUGAGACCAAACAAAACGAGAAACUAGUUGAGGAGAAGGCCGUUUCUCCAGCUGUUGAAACCAAGCCGGUCGAAGCUGUGAAACUAGUUUCGCCUGUAACUGAAGCAACGGCUGAAGAAGCAGAAGCAAAAUUAGUAGAACAAGAAAUCACGACUGAGACCAAACAAGACGAGAAACUAGUUGAGGAGAAGGCUGUUUCUCCAGCUGUUGAAGCCAAGCCGGUCGAAGCUGAGAAACCUGUUUCGCCUGUAACUGAAGUAACGGCUGAAGCAGCAGAAGCAAAGAUAGUAGAACAAGAAAUCACGACUGAGACCAAACAAGACGAGAAACUAGUUGAGGAGAAGGCGGUUUCUCCAGCUGUUGAAACCAAGCCGGUCGAAGCUGAGAAACCAAUUUCGCCUGUGACUGAAGUCGCGGCUGAAGAAGCAGAAGCAACGGCCGUUUCUCCAGCUGUUGAAGGCAAGUCGGUCGAAGCUGAGAAACCAGUUUCACCUGUGACUGAAGAAGUAGAAGCUAAGGUAGUAAAGCAAGAAAUCACGACUGAGACCAAACAAGACAAGAAACUAGUUGAGGAAAAGGCCGUUUCUCCAGUCGUUGAAACCAAGCCGGUCGAAGCUGAGAAACCAGUUUCCCCUGUGACUGAAGCCACGGCUGACGCAGCAGAAGCAAAGUUACAACGGCUGAAGAAGCAGAAGCAAACCACGGCUGAAGAAGCAGAAGCAACGGUAGUAGAGCAAGAAAUCACGACUGAGACCAAACAAGACGAGAAACUAGUUGAGGAGAAGGCCGUUUCUCCAGCUGUUGAAACCAAGCCGGUCGAAGCUGAGAAACCAGUUUCACCUGUGACUGAAGCCACGGCUGAAGAAGCAGAAGAACAAGAAAUCACGACUGAGACCAAACAAGAUGAGAAACUAGUUGAGGAGAAGGCGGUUUCUCCAGCUGUUGAAACCAAGCCGGUCGAAGCUGAGAAACCAGUUUCGCCUGUGACUGAAGUCACGACCGAAGAAGCAGAAGCAAAGGAAAUCACGACUGAGCCUAAACAAGACGAGAAACUAGUUGAGGAGAAGGCGGUUUCUCCAGCUGUUGAAAUCAAGCCGGUCGAAACUGAGAAACCAGUUUCGCCUGUGACUGAAGCCACGGCUGAAGAAGCAGAAGCAACGGUAGUAGAACAAGAAAUCACGACUGAGACCAAACAAGACGAGAAACUAGUUGACAAGAAACUAGUUAAGGAGAAGGCUGUUUCUCCAGCUCUUGAAGGCAAGCCGGUCGAAGCUGAGAGACCAGUUUCGCCUGUAACUGAAGCAACGGCUGAAGAAGCAGAAGCAAACAACGGCUGA